Molecule: messenger RNA, 790 nt
Organism: Sodiomyces alkalinus F11
Lineage: Eukaryota; Fungi; Ascomycota; Sordariomycetes; Glomerellales; Plectosphaerellaceae
Exons: 1
Coding region: 155-568 (137 amino acids)
Source: RefSeq, a predicted model, not a curated record
AGUCAAUUGAUUAUUGUGUCGUGCAAUUGCCUUUUAAACUCUGAGAAACAAAACAAUUAUCGCACGAUAACUGAAACAAUUAACAUUUUACAACAAAGAAGUCCUCCAGAUCCUGCGCCGCACCCAACCCAAGAACGAUCAGGUAGCAAGCAACAUGGCAUCGCGGCAAUUUCUCCGCGUGCACUCUCACCAGACAACAACAUGGCUGCGAAACCGAAGCGCAGUAACGACAAGGCCUUUUCACCGGUCCUCCACUGCCCAGUUCCCGUACAAGGACACGCAAGACCGCACCUCGCUGAAGAAGAACGGGACGGAAACGACCAAGUCUGGCCGCGACUCGGACGCGGCCGCAGACCCCGAGGCGGCGUACAAUCCGCAAAAGACGUCGCCCGAGGCGGCCAUGGAGGCGGCCAAGGGGCCAGAACUAGAGGUCAGCGGGGCGAACCAAGAGAUGUCAAAGCCGAUGGGUGACAGGGGAGAGGCGGACCAAGGGUCGGGGAAGGAGGUCAGGAAGGGAGGUUCAAGCGGUGGCAAGAGUCCGGCUAAGAAGGGGAAGCCUUCCGCCUGAGGGGGGAGAGACGGCCAUGGGCAGAUCCGCUUGUCUCACUGUGCGGGACGGACAGACUGUUCUCAAGACUUUCCUUGUAAUGACGGUCCAAGACGGGGCAAUGGGAAGGCGGUCAGGCGUUCGGCCCUGAAGUAGACAUGUUCAUGAUGGCAUUUCAAGUCCCCUUCUUGACGUUAAUCAUAAGAGAAAAACACUACCACGGAAUAAAUGCACACAUAAAGU